AUGCCGAUCCCAACUAUCUGUCUCCCCUCCGGCGUAGAGCUGCCCCGCCUCGCCUUCGGCACCGGCACCGCUCUCUACAAGUCCGACGCCAGCAAGCAGGUCACCAUGGCGCUCGAAGCUGGAUUCAGGUUCAUCGAUAAUGCUGAGGUGUACGAAAACGAGACUUAUGCCGGCGAAGGCAUCGCAUCCUUCCUCAAAACGUCCGGUCUCAAGCGCUCCGAUCUCUACAUCCUGACCAAGGUUGGCAGCGAUGGCAUGAAGGACCUGCAGUCCGCGGUCAAGGUUGAGAUGCAAAAGCUCAAGGUAGACUACCUCGACUCGUACCUGCUCCACUUCCCUCCUCGCGGCAAGGACGGUCUGCCAUCCAAUGUCGACGCAUGGAAGGAGCUGGAGGCGAUCAAGAAGGCGGGUCUCACCAAGAGCAUCGGUGUCAGCAACUGGCUUGCCAGUGACAUUCAGCAGCUCCUCGACGCAGGUCUGUCCGUGCCUGACAUCAACCAGAUCGAGUUCCACCCCUACUGCUAUUCCCACCAGGAGUACACCAAGCUCCUCGCGCUCCAGAAGAAGCACGGCAUUGUGACGAUGACCUACUCAGCCCUGGCACCGUUCUACAAGUCCGCCCUGCCAGAAGACGGACCGCUCAACAAGGCGCUGACUUCGAUCGCGGGCAAGAACGACAAGAGGACCCCUGCCAACGUCCUCCUCCGCUGGGCUCUGCAGAGGUCCGAGGGAAUCAUCACCACGACGACCAACAAGGAGUCGCGCGCAAAGGAGUACCUCGACCAGGUGGACUCGGGCAAUGACCAAGAGCUCAAGCUCAGCGAGGACGAGCUGAAGCAGAUCGACGAGGCAGGCAAGGAGCAUGGUCCGGAGAAGUUCUACAUGGCUCCGUUCCUCAACCCUUGA
Molecule: messenger RNA, 906 nt
Organism: Kalmanozyma brasiliensis GHG001
Lineage: Eukaryota; Fungi; Basidiomycota; Ustilaginomycetes; Ustilaginales
Product: NADP-dependent oxidoreductase domain protein
Exons: 1
Coding region: 1-906 (301 amino acids)
Cellular component (GO): cytosol
Molecular function (GO): oxidoreductase activity, acting on NAD(P)H as acceptor; aldose reductase (NADPH) activity
Source: RefSeq, a predicted model, not a curated record